Rotaria socialis is the source of this 1410-nucleotide messenger RNA. Lineage: Eukaryota; Metazoa; Rotifera; Eurotatoria; Philodinida; Philodinidae. The record is from the annotation of a GenBank genome assembly.
AUGUUUAUAACGAGUUCAGCACAAUUAUUCGAUAAUAAUACGUCGGAAAAUGAUAAUUCAACAGUUGCAUCGCGACGUGCACGCCAAAUCACAACAAUUCUUGAUGGACUAUUGGAAAAUUAUGAUGCACAUGUUCGACCAAAUUUUGGAGAAGGUCCAACGAAAAUAAAUUUUGAUAUCUUAGUGAGUUCUUUUGGACCUAUUCAAGAUAUGGACAUGUCAUUUACAAUGAAUUGUUAUUUUCGUCAACGGUGGCGUGAUGAACGUCUUCAAUUUGCUGAAGAAGUUGGUGUACUUUCAUUAUCGACACGUAUGCUUGAACGACUCUGGAGACCGGACACAAUUUUUUAUAAUUCGAAGUAUUCCUAUUUACAUACAAUACCAACCAGUAAUCGUCUAUGGCGAUUGUUCCCUGAUGGUUCCAUAUGGUAUUCAUCAAGAAUAACAGUCAAAGCAAGAUGUAAUAUGAAUUUGAAAAAUUUUCCAGUCGAUAUACAAAUUUGUAAAUUUCUUAUUGGAAGCUUUGCGAAUCCAGCAUCAGAUAUUCAAUAUGGUUGGCGUUUAGGAAAUAAUGCGAGUGUUUCUUUUGAUACAAAAGUUGUAUUAUCACAAUUUGAUCUGAUUAAAUAUCCACAGUAUGAUGAAAGUGUUGAUAUGAAUGGACAAAAUCAUGAUGAGUUUUCAUUGUAUUAUAUUUGUAAUGCAACAAGUGAUUAUACAGGUAGUUUUUCUGUGCUUCGUGUUGAUUUUGUUCUUAAACGACAUAUGGGCUAUUACAUUUUGCAAGUAUAUAUUCCAAGUUCAAUGUUAGUUAUGUUAUCAUGGGUGUCAUUUUUUAUUCAUCGUGAAGCAACAGCCGAUCGAGUCAAUAUUGGUGUAAUGACUUUUCUCAGUUUAGCAACGUUAAGUUUUGAUAUACGAAAUUAUACAGCUGCUGUUUCCUAUCUAACAGCACUCGAUUGGUUUGUUAUUAUGGCAUAUGGUUUUUUACUUGCAUCAUUACUUCAAUUUGCUUUUGUUCAUUAUUUUACUAAGUUUAGUUAUGGUGAACCACUUAUGAGCUAUCAUGAUUCAAUCGAUAGUGUAUUAAUCGAUGAAAAUGAUCCUCCAAGAAAUCGAAAUCUCCCUGCACGUUCAUCUGUUUACUAUCCGCGUUAUCAAAAUACGCUUGAAAAAAAACCUCGACGAGAACGAAAACAAUGUUCAGAAAGUAUUCGAUACUAUUUAGCUCAAUUUUGGUUUUGUGUAUCAGGCAAUGAUAGUCAUAAACGUGAGCUACGUAAACGUGCAUCUCGUUUUGGUAUAAAUAGUCGUAGUAGAUUAGAUGGUUUCGCUCGCGUUGCUUUUCCGCUUAGUUUUGCUCUUUUUAAUAUUUUGUAUUGGUGUUAUUUUCUUCAAAUACAAAAUUAA